GCGAGUGAGAGAGGUAGAGAAAAGCAAGUAAUUGGAUUUGUGGAGGGAGUAAGCAGCAGCAGUAGAGCUCGGAAAAUAAAAGCAAAACAAAAAGAAAUGGAAAUGAAGUUGAAGGGUUUGAUGAUUGUGGGGAUUGUGAUGAUGUGUAUGGUAGUGCUGGGUGAAGCGGCUGUGACGUGCGGGUCAGUGGCUACUGCAAUGGGGCCAUGCAUCCCAUAUUUGAGAAGCCCAUCAGCGUCCGUUCCAGCAGGAUGUUGUAGUGGGAUUAGGAGCCUCAACGGCCAAGCCGCCACCACUGCCGAUCGCCGCACCGCUUGCAACUGCUUGAAGAGCGCUGCAAAAUCCAUCUCCGGCAUCAACUAUAAAGCUGCCGCUGGCCUUCCCGGCAAGUGUGGUGUCAGUAUUUCUUACCCGAUCAGCCCCAACACCGACUGCAGGUGAACUAAAUAAAUGGUAAUCAUAAUCAUCCUCCACCGCAUGCAUCUACUGCCUCACUAUUAUAAUUAUAAUUAUUAUAUUAGUGGUCUCGGUAGCUUAAUUAGCUUAGCUAAAUACCCAAUAUAAUAAACAGCAUGGGGCUACCUUGUUGUUUGGAUAUCCAUGCUUUUUCUUUUUUCUUCUACUACGUCUACUGUGGUGUGUGUGUGAGUAUGAGAUUCCAAUGAUUUCUAUCAUUGCGAAUUCCAAAUUAUCAAUUAUCAAUUUAAUAAAAAAAUUUCCUCAUUUUCUACUA
Cucumis melo (muskmelon) is the source of this 733-nucleotide messenger RNA. Its product is annotated as non-specific lipid-transfer protein 1-like. Gene Ontology annotation, molecular function: lipid binding. Lineage: Eukaryota; Viridiplantae; Streptophyta; Magnoliopsida; Cucurbitales; Cucurbitaceae. Gene Ontology annotation, biological process: lipid transport. Bases 97 to 441 code for a protein of 114 amino acids. Gene Ontology annotation, cellular component: membrane. The transcript has 2 exons. The record is from RefSeq and is a predicted model, not a curated record.